Diaporthe citri is the source of this 1815-nucleotide messenger RNA. RefSeq lists its product as uncharacterized. Lineage: Eukaryota; Fungi; Ascomycota; Sordariomycetes; Diaporthales; Diaporthaceae. The record is from RefSeq and is a predicted model, not a curated record. Bases 1 to 1815 code for a protein of 604 amino acids. The transcript has 2 exons.
AUGGCGGAUAAAACAUCACCGCCUAUCAGCCUUGAGUCAUGGCUCGAGCAAGUCGACGAAGAUCCAGAUAUCCCCCUGGAGUUCAAGAAUGGUGCACAAGCUCAGCUAAAGUUGUCCAGUACAUCAUUCAGCUCCGGCUCGGGGCUAAACUCGACAGAGAGCCUACAUCUGCGAGUCAUCUGGUCCAGGUACUUGCGGAUUGAGCAUCUCAGAAACCUGAUGAGGGACGAUCCCAAAACAGGGUACACAGGAUACGUUUCCGCUGAAAACCAUGUCACAGCAAGCCUGAUCUUCAAUGCCAAGAGAUCCCUGUGGCAGUCCUAUUUCAAGGAACUCGGAAUACGAAAAGCUGAAAUGGAGAAGUCUUUCGGAACACAAGCUGCUGAUGUUUCACACGGCCUUGCAGUACCAUCACAGCCCUUGGCGCCGCCGAGACAGUGUGGGAAUUUCUUGUUGGUACUUUAUUGGCAGCUUCUUUCGUUGGCAACAGACAAGAGGACCCCAACCGACGACGAACUUCGGAGGACAUCUUCCAUCAGCAAACCUGGACCCCAGCCCGAUCAUGAACCGACUGCACUUCUCACUCCCUCUGCUUUCAAUCGACUAGUGACGCCACACAAGACUAUACUUCAUGGUCAAACGGAACAAGGCACACCCACACCUGGUUUCCAAAACACACCACAAGCGUCCUCUUACCACCCAGCUAGAGGUGGGAAGUUUAACGAACCAGCCACUGACGAGUAUUAUGUCAACACGGCACUUCUAGAGCUCCUCCACAGUAUCAAAUUGGACGUCGGGACUGACUUCAGCAGCCUGGAUUGGCUUGCAAAACGUCUGCCCCUGAAACUGAGGGAGGUGGUUCCUACGAAGAAUCCCGAAACGGGAGAGAUUGACGUGCUGAUGCGAGAGCUCAUGGAAGCUCGUUUGGAUGGUUACCUUUGCCGAAGGUCCAGCCCUUUCGAGAAGGGGCUCAACACCGAGCCACUUGCCAUCUUGGAGGCGAAACCGCACACACGCUUAAGUGCUCUAGCCUCCAUCAGGCGCCAAGAGGGUGCGGAAAUGGCUUGCUGGAUUUCACAAGCUGGUAAUUCGAAGACAGGACUUCUGCAAUCAUCCACGAGUGGGAGAAAUCGACGUCUGAUGAUCAGCCAAGAUCGCCAUGAAAUUUACCUCAUCGUGGCUGAGUACGGAGCUGGGUACGAAGAGUAUAUUCGUCCAUCAAGCUCUUCUGUACGAGAGUCAAUCAAAUCUCAGCGAAAACUUCACCAAACGGGUAGCUCCACCACGGGAAAUUAUGCACAAAAAGACAGCCUCUCCGCGGGCAUUGACUCAACACCGACUCGACGCGAUCCCAGCCUUCUUGCGGGUUCCCCUUCGUAUAUCGGACGAGUGGAGAGAAAGUCGAUAGGGGUGGCAGCCGGACCCAGGAGUCGCCAGACACAACCGACGCAAGCAGCGCCUGCAGAGAUGAAUUCAUCGCGCACAGACGAGGAAUGGGUUCCGCACGCUGGCGACUUCCUCAUCAUGCACGAAUUCGGACCCUUCAUCACUACAGAUCCUAUCCACAUGGAGAUACUCAUCAAGCGGCUCAUCGCUUUCAUGCUGCAGUUGAGGGGCCCCCAGGACCGCUUCGUCCCUGAGCGACCCGGCCCGGAAUUUCUUGCCCAGCCUGGCCAUGCUGGACCGUCGACGCCCAACGCGACAUCAUCAAGUCCUAGACGGACUCUCCGGAAAUCACGCUCCUGGCCAGGCGAGGUUGAGAAAUCGGUAGCAGACGGGGUGGUGAGCUCUGCGAAGGCUAAGUGGGAGGGCUAG